This is a messenger RNA of Phytophthora sojae, 960 nucleotides long. RefSeq lists its product as hypothetical. Bases 1 to 960 code for a protein of 319 amino acids. NCBI's taxonomy places the organism in Eukaryota, Oomycota, Peronosporomycetes, Peronosporales, Peronosporaceae. The transcript has 4 exons. The record is from RefSeq and is a predicted model, not a curated record.
AUGCACGGCGUGGUCGGCGACGACGACGAUGAUACCUGCGGCAGGCCGACGACGGAGUCGCGACAUGAAGGCAGCCUUGAAGGAGCCAGCGGCAAGCGCUGCGGGCCUCGGCCACUUUCAAAGUGCACUUGCGGCCUCGAGCAGCAGGGUGCCACGCCGGUGGACGCGAAUCCCACCGUGGACGCACCGCUCGGUCCGCCCUCGCCCGCGAGCCAACUGCCUGGCCGCAAGGCGGGGCUACUCCACACCUUCUACGAGCCCGAGCCUAGUUGCGCGAAACGUGGGCGAUACAUCCUGGUGCUGGUGCUGCUGCAGCAGCAGCCAUGGGCCAGCAGCGCAUACUACAGUAUCACGAGCGCGGCCUUCAUGCCGGCCGGAAGCGGAGACCGCGGCAUGGCGUUCCACGCCAGCCAUUCCGCAGGCCUCGAUCCUGGCGUGGCCUCCGGAUCGGAUAUCGUAGUGAUGGGCCGCGCGGGCCCGCCCUCGCUGUCUCAUAUCACCGCAGACUUGUCUGUCAAGCCGGACAAGCGGACGCAAAUGCGUCGCGCGCCGAGUCUGAAGUGUUCGGGCCUCAGCUCACCCACCCGUGUGUCAGGCGGCCGCGAUUUUAUCGUCCGGCCGCCACGCGCGCGCCCUGUUACGGCCCCGGGCCCAAAGUUUUGGUGGCGCGCUGCUCCGCUGCCGGCGUCGUUGGGCCGAGGUGGUCAAAGACUCAUCGAGGUGUUUAACGAGGCGCGCGCGCCAAUUCGAAGUGUCAAGGGGGGCGUAAUGGCGUUGCUGCCGCCGACGGCGCUGGCCACCGCCGCGCUCUCUCGGCGAGACGCAUUGCCGCCGGCCAGCGGAGACCGAGCGCGCUGCAACAGCGAACCCGGCUCUGGGCCGUGGACCGCCGCCUUUCGCGGGGUUGCCGGUCGAGCCGCGGCGGUUGUGGCGCGCGGGUCUCUGGACCACACCAACUGA